GGGUCCCCCGCGGGGCGGUAGUCUGGUGGGGCAGCCGUCUGUCCCGGCGCGCGGGGGCCCGGCCGCGGCGCUAUGGCCUCCGAGUCGGUGAAGGUGGUGGUGCGCUGCCGGCCCAUGAACCAGCGGGAGCGGGAGCUGCACUGCCAGCCCGUGGUGACCGUGGACUGCGCGCGCGGCCAAUGCUUCAUCCAGAACCCGGGCGCCGCCGACGAGCCCCCCAAGCAGUUCACUUUCGACGGCGCUUACCACAUGGACCACUUCACCGAGCAGAUCUACAACGAGAUCGCCUACCCGCUGGUGGAGGGCGUCACUGAGGGCUACAAUGGCACCAUCUUUGCCUACGGCCAGACGGGCAGCGGGAAGUCCUUCACCAUGCAGGGCCUGCCGGAGCCCCCUUCCCAGAGAGGCAUCAUCCCCAGGGCUUUCGAGCACGUUUUUGAGAGCGUCCAGUGUGCAGAGAACACCAAGUUCCUGGUCCGGGCCUCCUACCUGGAGAUCUACAACGAAGAUGUCCGUGACCUGCUGGGAGCUGACACCAAGCACAAGCUGGAGCUGAAGGAGCACCCGGAGAAGGGCGUGUACGUGAGGGGGCUGUCCAUGCACACGGUGCACAGCGUGGCCCAGUGCGAGCACGUCAUGGAGAUGGGCUGGAAGAACCGCUCGGUCGGCUACACGCUGAUGAACAAGGACUCCUCGCGCUCCCACUCCAUCUUCACCAUCAGCAUCGAGAUCUACGCCGUGGACGAGCGGGGCAAGGACCACCUCCGGGCGGGAAAGCUGAACCUGGUGGACCUGGCGGGCAGCGAGCGGCAGUCCAAGACGGGUGCCACGGGGGAGCGGCUCAAGGAGGCCACCAAGAUCAACCUGUCCCUGUCGGCGCUGGGCAACGUCAUCUCGGCCCUGGUGGAUGGGCGCUGCAAGCACAUCCCCUACCGGGACUCGAAGCUCACGCGGCUGCUGCAGGACUCGCUGGGCGGCAACACCAAGACGCUGAUGGUGGCCUGCCUGUCGCCCGCCGACAACAAUUACGACGAGACGCUCAGCACGCUGCGCUACGCCAACCGAGCCAAGAACAUCAGGAACAAGCCCCGCAUCAACGAGGACCCCAAGGACGCCCUCCUUCGCGAGUACCAGGAGGAGAUCAAGAAGCUCAAGGCUAUUCUGGCCCAGCAGAUGAGCCCUGGCAGCCUGUCAGCCCUGCUGUCCAGCCAGGCGCCCCCAAACCCGGUCCAGGUUGAGGAGAAGCUGUGGUCCCCACCUGUGAUCCAGCACGACACGGAGGCUGAGAAGCAGCUGAUCCGGGAGGAGUACGAGGAGCGCCUGGCCCGGCUGAAGGCCGACUACCGGGCGGAGCAGGAGUCCCGGGCCAGGCUGGAGGAGGACAUCGCGGCCAUGCGCAACUCCUACGACGUCAAGCUGUCCACGCUGGAGAACCUGCAGAAGGAGACAGAGGCUGUCCUGAAGGCAGAAGUCCUCUACAAGGCUGAGGUCCUGUCCAGGGCCGGGUUCGCCAACGUGUCGGAGUACUCGCCCGCCUUCCAGUACGAGACGGCCGUGAGACCCGAGGUCCUCUCCAUGCCCGAUGCUCUGCCCAGCGACGAUGUCGCCAAGACUGAGAUUUCUUCCAGGUUUGAGGAACUGCCCAACGUGGGGCCCUCCAAGUCUGAGAGUUCUUUUGGGUCCAGUGGGUCAUCCACACUGGAAGAAACCUCUGUGUCGGAGGACUUCCCUGGGCCCGAGGAGCCCUCCAACCUCGAGUUCUCCAGCAUUCCCGCGGUGGCUUCUGAGAGCAAAUGCUUCUCGGGAGGGUAUCUCUGCCGGGAGGCCGCCGGGCCCCUGCUGGAGGACGAGAACUACCCCGAGGAGGAGCCGCCGCAGCAGACGCCCCUGCAGGUGUUACCGGGCCUGCGCGAUCCUUUUGCCGAGGUGGAAGCCAAGCUGGCCAGACUCUCCUGGGCUGUGGCCGGUACAGACGCACCCCAGGAAGACGUCCCCAAGGCCCCCAUGCAGUACCCCUCCCUGCCAGGCCUGCUGGAGCCCGGCGAUGCUACUUCUGAAGCCGAGGUGGCCGAUGACUUCCCGUCCAGGACGGACAUUGAUCUGCCCACGGAAGUGGCCUCAGAGGCGGUGUCGGCAGCAGAGCCUGGCGCGUGGGCUGCGGCUGAGGUCCAGGUGGCUUUGGUGGCUCAGCCUCAGCCGCCGCUGGCCGUGGCAGGCACGAGGAGGGAGAGCGCGGGCAUGAAGGUGGCCGUGCUGACCGAUGACCUGCUGCCUGUCGUGGACCAGCAGCAGGUGCUGGCCCGUCUGCAGCUGUUGGAGCAGCAGGUGGUGGGUGGGGAGCAGGCCAAGAACAGGGACCUGAAGGAGAAGCACAGGCGGCGGAAGCGCUACGCGGACGAGCGCAAGAAGCAGCUGUUGGCGGCCCUGCAGAACUCCGACGAGGACAGUGGGGAUUGGGUGCUGCUCCAUGUCUACGACUCCAUCCAGGAGGAGGUGCGGGCCAAGAGCAAGCUGCUGGAGAAGAUGCAGAGGAAGCUUCGGGCAGCAGAGGUGGAGAUCAAGGAUCUGCAGUCGGAGUUUGAGCUGGAGAAGAUCGAUUACUUGGCCACCAUCCGCCGGCAGGAACGUGACUCCAUGCUCUUCCAGCAGCUCCUGGAGCAGGUGCAGCCCCUGAUUCGUAGGGACUGUAACUACAGCAACCUCGAGAGGAUUCGGCGCGAAUCCUGCUGGGAUGAGGAUAAUGGCUUCUGGAAGAUCCCGGAGCCCAUCAUCAUCAAAACCAGCCUCCCAGUAGCAGUUUCAACUGGGCCACAGAACAAACCAGCCCGCAAAACCUCUGCGGCAGACAAUGGCGAGCCAAACAUGGAAGAAGACCGCUACAAGCUGAUGCUAAGUCGUAGCGACAGUGAAAAUAUUGCCAGUAACUACUUCCGGUGCAAGCGAGCCAGCCAGAUCCUCAGCACGGACCCCAUGAAGAGCCUCACGCAGCACAACUCGCCGCCAGGCUUCAGCUCCCCCCUCAGCAGCAACCCUGCCAUCCCAUCCACCCAGGCCCCCGAAAUGCCUCAGCCCCGGCCCUUCCGCCUCGAGUCUCUCGACAUCCCCUUCACCAAGGCCAAGCGGAAGAAAAGCAAAAGCAACUUUGGCAGUGAGCCUCUGUGA
Molecule: messenger RNA, 3162 nt
Organism: Propithecus coquereli (Coquerel's sifaka)
Lineage: Eukaryota; Metazoa; Chordata; Mammalia; Primates; Indriidae
Gene: KIF17
Product: kinesin family member 17
Exons: 15
Coding region: 73-3162 (1029 amino acids)
Biological process (GO): microtubule-based movement
Molecular function (GO): microtubule motor activity; microtubule binding; ATP binding
Source: RefSeq, a predicted model, not a curated record